AUGGACAAGCGCUGUUUCCGUCAGGUUCCACGAUCUGAUUUAAAGUCUUUUGGACGGACAAUUCCAAGUUUAGAGCAUUACAGAAGCUCAAAAGAGCAGGAUGCUGAACAAAUACUUGUUCAUAUUCACAUUCUUUACCAUUUUAUUUCUGCCCCCAACUUUUGUCGCUACUUUUUUCGGAAACAGCUUGUUCACUUCGCCGUCGGGCGGUGGAGGCUCGACUCCAGGCAGCGACGAAAAAGCACCACCUGA
Molecule: messenger RNA, 252 nt
Organism: Akanthomyces muscarius
Lineage: Eukaryota; Fungi; Ascomycota; Sordariomycetes; Hypocreales; Cordycipitaceae
Exons: 6
Coding region: 1-252 (83 amino acids)
Source: RefSeq, a predicted model, not a curated record